CCUUCCCAGCUCCCUGUCGCAUCUUAUCCUCCUCUACGCCGAUCUGCGAAAUCGACUUCAUAUUUAAUGCGCUCUCCGCAUAUCGCCUACGAUAAUAUUUUGCCCGGCGUACAAACAUCAGUCGAAAUUUCGUCGCCUCGAUUGGAUUGCGCCUAUCGCCAUUGUCAAUUGUCGUUUCGGGUUGAUUUACCUGUCGGCGACCUGCGCAACUCCCAGUUGGAUCAAAGGAAGACUGUUGCGGCCUAUAAGGUUAAUACGACGCUGAACGCCAUAUACCAAUCUCGACCUCGAUAGUUUUUCCCCCAAGAUGGCGAACCGACCUAAUUUCAUCGAUCUGAGAGCGAAUUCCUCGACCUCGGUUGCCAGCAGCGCUGUUUCCCGCCCUCUCAGGUCGCCACGAUUACAUGUCGCAGGGGAAGUUCCUCCCGCCUUAUCCCCUCUGGAUGCCUUCGCGGCUCAGAGUCGCUUGCUAGCUAAGCAGCUCGAAGAGAGCGCUAAGACUGGCAGGCGAAUGAGUCGCCUGCCUCCAUUGACAACGGAGAGCCCGCUAGUUGUCCAGGGUCGAUCCGAUUACUUUCGCUCCAUGUCUUACGACUCCUCCGAAGACCAGCCAGAAACCCCACAGCAACAGAACACCGGGCUUGGGCUGACAACAGAAGUAGAAUCGCCUACAGAGCGACCUGUUUCGAUGCACCCUCGGAUGAGCCGCAUACCACCUACUCCAGACCAGUCGGUACCUCUCCCCCCAAACCCAUUCAUCGAGAACUCGCGUGGCCGUCAGCUGGAAAAGCUCGAUGAGGAUGGCGGUUUUUUUGGCGCGCGCAGGGAGCAGUCGCCUAGUGAUCUUGAGAGCAUAGGCGAUAGAGGGACAGAACAUAAAUUAAUAGAGCAUGACCGUGAUGCUAGAGAAAUUUCACCAACCCGGGGCCGCUUUCCUCCAUCACCUGAGAAGCUAACCAAGAUAUCCUCGCAUGAGUCCGUCGGCUUAGUCCCCCCUAGGGCCCUAUUCCCUAAACGUUCUUCGAGCAUAAUGUCGGCGCCUUUGGAAGGGAAUAAUGAUGAGAUUUUGAGUGCUUCUUUUCACUCGCAGCCAGGACGAAAGCUCUCUUCAGGCAGUGCCUUCUCAGGGCCGGGCCUCGCGUCCCCCAUUGCUCAUUAUCAAAGAUCGCCGUCGAUAAGUUCCGAGGCUUCUGCCCCAUUACCGCGCCCCUCUUUCAACUUCUCUCGCCCACUUAGUCGAUCAGGUACCCCAGGUCUAGAGCCACCCUCUCGACAGGCAUCGUCCGAUAGUCAACCCUCUUUCGUGCUUGCCGAUGAGACGGCGCACACUCCGGUCAGUAUGCACAGCGAAGCUUUUCUGGAUGACGACGGGAGAGGUGCCCCUUCGUACAUCUACUCGAAGUAUUCUUUACCCAGAGGCAAAUCGUUGCAGCGCAACUCGGCUAUUUUUCGCGACAAUGAACCGUCGGCUUCCUUCGUAUGGGAACAACCAAUCACUGCCCCGAGCAAUGUUCAGACUUUUCCUAGGAGUGGUCAGGCACCACCAUCGCCACCUACGAGGCCUACGAGCUCCUCGUCGAGGGCACAGGACGGCACCCACAAUGCCGAUUCUCUCCUGACCCGCCCGUCGGUGGAGCGAAGUAAGCUUUCUAACGAAAUGUCCUUGGAUGGGCGACAGCCAUCACCUGACCCUAGCCGCCCAUCAACCGGUGGGAGCAGGCCCUCAGAAGAUGCUCCUAGGGGGCGGACACUCACCUCGCCACUCCACGAUCAAUCCCGAGGACGAACGCCAAUGUCCGUGUCUACAAGUGACUCUGCUAGUACCAUUAGACCACCCAAAUCUCAGCAUUCGCAUGCCCCCACUGCCUCUGAGAUAAGCGCAGAAGAGCAUCUGGCUAAAGGCAUCAAGUGCCACGAGGAAGGCUCCGUGAAGGAAUCCACCUAUCACCUGCGACUUGCUGCACGCGCCGGCGAUCCGACGGGGAUGCUAUUGUAUGCGCUAGCUUGUCGGCACGGGUGGGGCAUGCGGCCGAACCAACGAGAAGGCGUCGAGUGGUUGCGGAAAGCCGCUGACGUUGUCAGUGCCGAGAUUGCGGAAGAUGAAGACCACGUCAAAGAGGGGAAAUCCGUAGAUUUCAUGGAUCGUAAAACGCGUAAGGCGCAGUUCGCCUUGAGUAUCUACGAAUUAGGUGUCAGCCAUAUGAAUGGUUGGGGCAUCGAGCAAGAUAAAGCACUUGCCCUACGUUGUUUCGAGAUUGCAGGAAGCUGGGGAGAUGUUGAUGCUCUAGCCGAGGCUGGCUUUUGCUAUGCCAAAGGCGUCGGGUGUAAGAAAGACCUUAAGAAGAGCGCUAAAUUUUAUCGCAUGGCCGAGGCCAAAGGCAUGAGUAUGCCAGGAAAUAGCUGGAUACACAAAGCAAAAUAUAGCGACGAUGCCAGCAGCGUGAAGUCGAAGCGCGCCCGAAGCAAGUCGAGGAGCAGAGGAAUAUUCGGGAAAAAGGCCUAGGAAUAGGGGAAGAGGGAAGGGACACCCUUAAAAUUUAAGUCGAGGGCGUAUUGUACGGUUGGGAUUCGUAUUACUCUACCUUCUUUGGCGUU
This is a messenger RNA of Annulohypoxylon maeteangense, 2595 nucleotides long. RefSeq lists its product as uncharacterized. Gene Ontology annotation, molecular function: protein binding. The coding region runs from base 308 to 2503 and encodes 731 amino acids. The transcript is spliced from 3 exons. NCBI's taxonomy places the organism in Eukaryota, Fungi, Ascomycota, Sordariomycetes, Xylariales, Hypoxylaceae. The record is from RefSeq and is a predicted model, not a curated record.